This is a messenger RNA of Saccharomyces eubayanus, 798 nucleotides long. It is a transcript of the gene RRP42, whose product is annotated as exosome non-catalytic core subunit RRP42. The record is from RefSeq and is a predicted model, not a curated record. Bases 1 to 798 code for a protein of 265 amino acids. The transcript has a single exon. Gene Ontology annotation, cellular component: cytoplasmic exosome (RNase complex); nuclear exosome (RNase complex). Gene Ontology annotation, biological process: nuclear mRNA surveillance; nuclear polyadenylation-dependent mRNA catabolic process; U4 snRNA 3'-end processing. Lineage: Eukaryota; Fungi; Ascomycota; Saccharomycetes; Saccharomycetales; Saccharomycetaceae.
AUGUCCCUUUCAGUCGCUGAAAAGUCGUAUCUAUACGACUCGCUAGCCAGUACGCCUUCAAUUAGACCCGAUGGGAGGCUGCCUCAUCAGUUCAGACCCAUAGAGAUCUUUACCGAUUUUCUACCAAGUUCUAAUGGGUCGUCCAGGAUCAUAGCCAGUGACGGUAGCGAAUGCAUUGUGAGCAUCAAGUCCAAAGUCGUUGAUCAUUCCGUGGAGAACGAACUGCUCCAGGUCGACGUGGAUAUUGCAGGCCAAAGAGACGAUGCCCUGAUAGUGGAGACGAUCACUUCCUUGUUGAAUAAGGUUCUGAAGUCCGGGAAUGGGAUAGACUCGUCGAAACUGCAAUUGACAAAGAAAUACAGUUUUAAAAUAUUUGUUGAUGUCUUGGUCAUUUCUUCAUUCUCAUACCCAGUUUCUUUAAUAUCGUUUGCCAUUUAUUCCGCAUUGAACUCCACAUAUCUACCGAAGCUUAUUUCCGCGUUUGACGAUUUGGAAGUAGAGGAGCUGCCCACCUUCCAUGACUAUGACAUGGUCAAGCUCGAAAUCAGCCCACCUCUGGUGUUUAUACUGGCCAUCGUGGGCAACAACAUACUCGUGGACCCUGCUGCCAACGAAAGCGAAGUGGCCAAUAAUGGUCUAAUUGUCACGUGGUCGAAUGGCAAGAUUACGUCUCCCAUCAGAUCGGUAGCAUUAAACGACUCCAACGUCAAAGGGUUCAAACCUCAUUUGCUGAAACAAGGUCUUGCAAUGGUAGAGAAGUACGCCUCUGAUAUAGUACGAUCAUUGGAGAAUUUAUAA